This is a messenger RNA of Megalobrama amblycephala (Wuchang bream), 1828 nucleotides long. It is a transcript of the gene csrp3, whose product is annotated as cysteine and glycine-rich protein 3 (cardiac LIM protein). The transcript is spliced from 9 exons. Gene Ontology annotation, cellular component: Z disc; nucleus; cytoplasm. The record is from RefSeq and is a predicted model, not a curated record. NCBI's taxonomy places the organism in Eukaryota, Metazoa, Chordata, Actinopteri, Cypriniformes, Xenocyprididae. Gene Ontology annotation, molecular function: actinin binding; structural constituent of muscle. Gene Ontology annotation, biological process: cardiac muscle contraction; muscle tissue development; sarcomere organization. The coding region runs from base 592 to 1170 and encodes 192 amino acids.
UAAGGCGAUCUAAACAUUAUGGAGCGCUCAUUCUCGUGUAAUAUAUUUGUAUUCAUACUGGAAGCCGGAGGGCGCUCUCUCGCAGAAUGUCCAAAACAGUUUCGUAGAAGUAAUUCAGCUAUUUGCUCUAGCAACAGAAACGUGAAGACAAUAAACACGCGAAUGCGACAAGGUGUGGAUUAUUAUGUGUGCUUUUCAAGCCAUCUCAAGGGUCACAGGCCUAGGGAGUUCGCACCUUGCUGUGGAACAGGUGGUAGUUUGGAUGAAGGACCAUGGGAAAGGGGCACACCCACGAUGUGAACUGAGUGAAGGGAAGAAUGUGUAAAGGGAAGGAAGUGGGGGAGAAGGAACAAAUGUGAAGGAAGGACAAGAUGUUAAUUUAGGAGGAUGGACUAAUCUGAAUGUCAGCACAGCCUUUGGUCCUCUUGAAAUUAUGAGUGUGUGUUUGGAGCUGAGGGAGUGACGCCCAGUAUAUAAAGACCAACCACAGAGGGCCAGAAAUGGACAUCAUCAGGGACAGAGGAGGAAACACUGUUUCCAGAAAACAAGCAUUCUUAUAUAACCUGUCAGUAGUCUUUGCAAGAGCCAAGGAUGCCAAAUUGGGGAGGAGGAGCCAAAUGUUCGGCCUGUGAGAAGACGGUUUAUCAUGCUGAGGAGAUCCAGUGCAACAGCCGGAGCUUCCACAAAACCUGCUUCAUUUGCAUGGUUUGUCGUAAAGGUUUGGACAGCACAACGGUUGCAGCACACGAGUCUGAGAUUUACUGCAAAUCCUGCUACGGCAAGAAAUAUGGUCCAAAAGGUUACGGGUACGGCCAGGGUGCCGGAGCGCUGAGUUCUGACCCGGUGAAUAAUGAAGAACUGCAACCUCAAGAGUCUAAAGCACGUCCGACAUCUGCAAACUCCAACCCAAGCAAGUUUGCACAGAAAUUUGGGAGCACGGAUCGCUGUCCUCGCUGCUCCAAAGCUGUUUAUGCAGCAGAGAAAGUCAUGGGUGCUGGAAAGGCCUGGCACAAAACCUGCUUCCGCUGUUUAUUGUGUGGGAAGAGCCUGGAGUCCACCACGGUGACGGAUAAAGAUGGAGAGCUCUACUGUAAAGUUUGCUAUGCCAAAAACUUCGGUCCAAAGGGGCGGGGCCUGGGUAACAUGGGCGUGGUCGAGGACACUGAAUGACAAGUUUAAACCAACCCAGUGCAGCCUCCUUUUCACUGCACACAACAUUUGAAUACAACAGUCGGAAAUCGCCCCCUAGUGGCAGUUGUUAUGAACUUUUUGUGUAUUAGUAAAGGAAGGUGCACAACAGAAAGGUCACUUACUAUGGUGGAAUAAAUAAAUUAGCACAAACCAUCUUGACUAGACCAGUCUACACUAGCGUGUCGCAUACCAUCUAGUUACUUACAUUCACAUUUUUAAUGCAUCCAAAGCUCAAUUCGGAUCCAAACAUUACACACCUGCCCCUGUGUGACCUACCAUAUGAAAUUAAUCGAAUUAACGAUGGUCCGCUGAAUGUCGUUUGUUGUGUGCAAUGAAGAAGUGGCUUUAUACUUAAGCUGGAGUGUGUGAUUUCUGCCAUUAGCGAUGCUCAAGCAGUAUAAUGUGAUGGUGCCAAAUGUUUACACUUUUUGGGAAACUCAUCUUACCAACGGCUUACUUAUCUCUUCAUGUUAAGUUGGGAAAAGAGGGAGUAUCUUAACAUAAAACAAAUGUACACACUUCAGCUUUAAACAUCUAUUUUUUAGACUACUGCAUUAAAAAUGUAUUAAUUCUAUCUACUGUAACUGUAUAUCACUUCAUAGCAUAAAAACAAAGAAUAAAUAAAGAUGUCAUCCAA